Messenger RNA from Hydra vulgaris (swiftwater hydra), 1458 nucleotides. RefSeq lists its product as uncharacterized. Gene Ontology annotation, cellular component: extracellular matrix. Gene Ontology annotation, molecular function: catalytic activity. The record is from RefSeq and is a predicted model, not a curated record. Lineage: Eukaryota; Metazoa; Cnidaria; Hydrozoa; Anthoathecata; Hydridae. Gene Ontology annotation, biological process: cell adhesion involved in heart morphogenesis; larval heart development.
AUGAUCGACUCACCAGAUAUCAUACUUAUUUCUGAAACAUGGUUCAAAAAUGACUUAAUUAUAAAUACUAGCAACUACAACUGCUUUUACAAUAAUAGAACAAACAAACAAGGUAGAGGUGUUGCAAUUUUUACAAAACAUGAUAUAAUUGCUUAUGAAGUAUCAGUUUCACCUUUAUAUAAAGAAGUUGAACAAAUAUGGUGUAGCAUUGUACAUCAUAAAACAAAAAUAUUAGUUGGAUGUAUAUACAGACCACCAAACAGUACUGACCUAAUAAAUAAUGCAAUUAUUGAAUUAAUAAAAACUGCAAAAAAGGAAGUAAUGAAUGGAAAACACCAAAAUGUAAUAAUUGUUGGUGAUUUUAAUUACCCAAAUAUUAUUUGGAAUGAAGACGGAACUAUCGAGCUAAAGCAAAACUGCCAAACAAGCAGAGCAUUUAUUAAUAACUUGCAAAACAAUUAUUUACAUCAAGUAGUUAACAAGCCAACUUUUCAAAUGGCUGUUGAUAAACCAGCAAAUAUAUUAGAUUUAAUAAUAUGCGACGAUCUAGAUUUAAAAAUUAACAUUGAAUAUGAUGCUCCACUUGGUCAAAUUACUAAAAGCCAUUACAUAUUAAAAUGGGAAAUUAACAUACUCUAUUCAUAUGAGAAAAAAUUCAACAAUAAGAGAUUUAAUUUUCAAAACGGAAAGUACAAAGAAAUGAAUCUCAUGUUUUAUAAAGUAAAUUGGGUUGAAAUCUUUGACAAAAUGAAUACAAAUCAAUGUUAUGAAUACUUUUUAAAAAUUUAUGAAAAAGCUUGCAAACAAUAUAUUCCUCGCCACUUCAAACCCACUAGUUCUAUCAAAAAUCCAUGCAUUAAUAAAAAAAUCAAGAAUCUAGUUAGAAAAAAACGUAGUUUAUGUUUCCAAUCAGUAUUUGUCAAAGAAAAUCAAGAUUUACCAUAUUUCAGCAAUAAAACUAGUCAUUUAUUUGAAUGUGACUGGGACCAAGAACUAAAAGAAGAUAUUAUAUUUAAUUAUUUAUUAGAACUUAAUGAAAACAAGUCACUUGGUUGUGAUAACAUCAGUCCCUAUGUGCUAAAGCAUUGUGCAGAAGGAUUAUCCAAACCUUUGUCUUUAAUAUUCAAGAAAUCGAUACAUUCAGGAGAGCUGCCAGAAUUAUGGAAAUCUGCAAACAUUACACCACUUUUUAAAAAAGGAGACAAGAAAGAUCCACUCAACUACAGACCUAUCUCCUUAACAUUGAUACCAAGUAAGAUAAUAGAGAAAAUAAUUAGAAAAAAACUGAUAGUUUAUAUAACAGAAAACAAUCUGUUAACGUCUCAACAACAUGGAUUUAUACAAAAUAAAGGGUGCCUAACAAACCUAUUAGAAACUUUCGAUAUUAUUACAACUGAAAUUGAAAAUGGUUAUCCAGUUGAUAUAUUGUUCCUAGAUUUUGAAAAAGGCGUUCGAUAA